Messenger RNA from Vombatus ursinus (common wombat), 1696 nucleotides. It is a transcript of the gene RAB27B, whose product is annotated as RAB27B, member RAS oncogene family. Lineage: Eukaryota; Metazoa; Chordata; Mammalia; Diprotodontia; Vombatidae. Gene Ontology annotation, biological process: melanosome transport; positive regulation of exocytosis. The transcript is spliced from 6 exons. The record is from RefSeq and is a predicted model, not a curated record. Gene Ontology annotation, molecular function: GTP binding; GTPase activity. Bases 728 to 1384 code for a protein of 218 amino acids. Gene Ontology annotation, cellular component: secretory granule; melanosome.
UUCAGGAAGUAGGGCCUGGGCUUGUGCAUAGCGAUAGCCUUAGGACUCUUAACUUUUCCAAAGCAUAAUUCCCAUCCCUCCUUUUCACCGGGAUCCUUCCUCUACCUCGGGCCCCGUGCCUUUCGAUGCCUCCCUUCCAGUAGCUGAGGCUCUUUGGGGAAAACUGUGUGUUGGAAGCGUUUCCCUCUAGUGCCCAGGGCUCUGUGAAGAAGCUGCUGCGUAAACGCAGAAGAUAAAUGAAUAGAAUCAAGCCCACCGCUAGGCUUUCUGUUGGAGAAUUCCGCCAGCAGCCGCCAACCGAGUUGCCUUUCCAGGCAGCUGAGUCACAAACAAGAUUUGCCGGAGGUGAGUUCCUCAUAUCCUUGUUAAGGUUCUGGAGGCACGCCUUCUUUUCAUACAAACCUUUCAGAUAGAAGCAGAUUCAGCAGACUUCAAGGGGGUGGGAGGUGCCACUGUAGAACUGUAACUGCCAGUCUUGCCGGACGGGUCUGGGAGAGAAAGCCGACAACAUCUCGGGAUUCAAAAAGCGGGUGCCUAUUUCCCCCUACCUACCCCAUGACUGUCGCCUGCUGAAAACCCAAUUCUGCUUUUACUGCUGUGGUCGAACCCCGGGAAGCUGCACAGCUGGGACACUCGGUGAAGAGAAAGGGAGCCGGCUGUGAAACCCGACACCCAUUCCUCUGCAAGCAAAGGAAACUUCGCACGCUGGUCCACCAAGAUCAGCAUUAUGACUGAUGGUGACUAUGAUUAUCUAAUCAAACUCCUGGCCCUUGGAGAUUCAGGGGUGGGGAAGACUACAUUCCUUUACAGAUAUACUGACAAUAAAUUCAAUCCCAAAUUCAUCACUACAGUAGGAAUAGACUUUCGGGAAAAACGUGUGGUAUAUAAUGGUCAAGGACCAAAUGGAUCUCCAGGAAAAGCUUUUAAGGUACAUCUUCAGCUUUGGGAUACAGCUGGACAGGAAAGAUUUCGAAGUCUCACCACAGCAUUUUUCAGAGAUGCUAUGGGCUUCUUAUUAAUGUUUGACCUCACCAGUCAACAGAGCUUCUUAAAUGUCAGAAAUUGGAUGAGCCAACUGCAAGCUAAUGCUUAUUGUGAAAAUCCAGAUAUAGUAUUAAUUGGCAACAAAGCAGAUCUUUCAGACCAGAGGGAAGUCAAUGAACGGCAAGCCCGAGAUCUUGCAGACAAAUAUGGCAUUCCCUAUUUUGAAACAAGUGCAGCAACAGGGCAGAACAUCGAGAAACCCGUGGACACACUUCUGGACUUAAUAAUGAAGCGCAUGGAGCAGUGCGUGGAGAAGUCACAAGUCCCCGAUGCGGCCAAUGGAGGAAAUUCAGGGAAGCUUGAUGGGGAGAAACCAGCUGAAAAAAAAUGUUCUUGCUAGACUUCACCUUUUUAAACUGAUAAUCAAGAACCUCACCCAAAUAGUUGAUCAGAAAAUGGCUGACAAGCCACAUAAUUGAUGAGUGAGCCUUGCACAGAUACAUUUUAUUUUAUUUUCUUCCAGGGAAUGAAUUUUUAAACACCACCGUGAUCAUCAGUAUUCAGUGGACUGGACUAUGAGCUAUAAGGCCUGACAGGUCUGAGUCUGAGCUUUCCCAACACAAUCUCUCCAUUAGGGACAUUCAGUCGAUUCUUUCAGUUGUUGUUUUGUUGUGUUUUUUUUUAAUUUUACAGAAGCAUUGAAAUCCUCCAA